AUGGCUGCAGCUCUGUAUGAUUUCAAGUCUUCUGAACCGGCUGAUUUGGCCUUCGAAACUGGAGAUAUUUUGCUGUUAGAAGACAAUGAAAAUCAAGCCUGGAAUCUCGCAUUUAAUCCCCGAACUUUGAGGACUGGAAAUAUACCAAUGAAUUAUGUGGCAACUGAGAGUGAUUCCAUCGCAUGUCAAGCGUGGUACAACAUAAACCGAACUGAAGCCGAGAGGAAACUCUUUAUUCCCGGUGUUGAGAAUGGAAUGUUUAUACUUCGCCCCUCUUCAGCAACUCCACUGGAUAGGGUUGGUGGUUGCUUACUGAUGCCCCGGCCAAAAGUGGUCCCACCUCCUUUCAAUUUUGAAGCGUACGAGAUUGAUCGGUCCAUCGUGAAGCUAACAAAUCAACUCGGCAAAGGCAAUUUUGGGGAAGUCUGGUUAGCUAAAAUGCAGACUGUAACCGUUGCGGUGAAGACGUGCCUCCCAACUGCAACCAGAGAAGACUUUGUGAACGAGGCACAAACCAUGUUCAUUCUGAACCACCCGCGACUAGUUCGUUUCCUGGGCUAUUGCAACAAACCUGCAGAUGAACCAUUUUAUCUUAUCACGGAAUACAUGGAAAAGGGAUCGCUGAGAGAUUUUCUUAUAAACAACCGACCCCAUAUUAACUAUGAGAAAUGUCUUCAAAUUAUUCACCAGGUAUGUUUUUAUUCCUCAUAG
This is a messenger RNA of Dibothriocephalus latus, 711 nucleotides long. The record is from the annotation of a GenBank genome assembly. Lineage: Eukaryota; Metazoa; Platyhelminthes; Cestoda; Diphyllobothriidea; Diphyllobothriidae.